Theileria annulata is the source of this 1446-nucleotide messenger RNA. RefSeq names its product Tpr-related protein family member, putative. NCBI's taxonomy places the organism in Eukaryota, Apicomplexa, Aconoidasida, Piroplasmida, Theileriidae. The record is from RefSeq and is a predicted model, not a curated record. The coding region runs from base 1 to 1446 and encodes 481 amino acids. The transcript has a single exon.
AUGCCAGAUUGCCCAUCAACUGAAUGUGAGCAGGCCGCUCAUGGUAAGGAUAAAUGUCCAUAUUUGACGGCCGCCUAUAUACUUGCUGGUCUUGCUAUGAUGCUUAAUAUUAGACUCUCAUAUAGUUCUGCUCCAUAUGCACUUAUUAGAUUCAAACUUCCUGAAAAUCUCUUUAGUGUAUUUGUUAGAAGAAUGGCUAGCGCUUUGGAACUCUGGUGUCUACCAAGUAUGCUCCUGGGUAACAUAAUGGACAUAGGGGUUAAAGCAGCAUACGACGGCAGCGGCACCAACACGCCCACAACCACUGACAAACAGGUUAGGUUCGGUGCUAUUAUAGUUCCUUCAAUUAUUACUCAGUGGUUAAACUUUGUAACCUAUGUAAUAUUACUAGUUGUAUAUCGACGUGGUGGUGACCAAGGCCGUUUAACUACAUUCUAUUGGGUUAUUGCAAUAUCUGGAUUUGUGUUUGGUAUUAAUAUGACUUUGGUUUAUGCUGCUGAUUAUAAUUAUGUGCCUGUGUAUAUCGCUGGUGAAAACUCAUUUCCAGCCAUCACCUCAUUCAUUCAUUAUCUUACAACACUGAUGUUUGGUAAUAGGAGAAAAUACAAUAGUGACUUUAUAAUUGUAACCGUGGAUAUUUGGGUAGCUAUAAUAAUCUCAUUCGUGGCAGCUGUGGUCUGGACCGUAGCAUAUGGAUAUUAUGCUGGAAGUGAUAUUACUACUGGUGAUCUGAAACACAUCUAUGCACAAGGGUUCUUCGCAAGCCCUGAGGUAGAUCUCGUCUCACCUGCAAUGAUGGUUAUUGUUGGUAUGGGAUUGGUCUAUGCUAUUUAUCCUGGUAUAGCACCCGGUAUGAUUGUACCAUUCUAUCUCAUUGAUAAGAUUGAAAUGGUACUCCUGAUAGCCACAAUAUUCCCACCAGUAAUAAUCGCUUUCCUAAGAAGAUUCAAAGAUCAAGUUGGCGCUAUAUACUCACCAACGUGUAAAUGGGGAACAGAUACCCUAAAUACCUUCACCAGAAAGUACAAGAACUCUGGUGAUGCUAAUAAUCCUGUCGAUGCUUGGCAUUGGCAUGCCUUUGAUCUCCUUAUAAUUAUUAAGAUAUCUCUUUCUGCUAUCUUUAUAUAUUCGCUUCAUUAUAAAGAAUCCAAUAUAUCUAGGUCUAUCUUUAACCAACCCAAAAUGUCUACUGCACUCAGUAUUGUAUUUUAUAUGUGUCAUGAAUUCCUGUUGGCCAUAGGUUUUGCAGGUGUAGUCGGUGGUAAUGGUGGAGGUGACACGGUACUGAUUCCACAAUACAUAGGAGCGCUAUUUAUGAUAUUUUUGGCCUUUUAUUCAGAGGGAUACAUUAUAGAAUAUAAAAGUCAUGAUCCAGCGAGGUGGCCUACAGAAGAAUGUGGUAUUUAUAUGGAUACUACCAAUUGUACCCUGAUUUUUUUAUUAUGA